AUGACAGAAUCACCUGCAACAAUAAAGAGAAAGAGACAUACGAAUUCUAAAUUGGGCUGUUUGAACUGCAAGCGGAAAAAGAUUAGAUGUGAUGAGAGCUUGCCACUGUGUAAAAACUGUUUGAAAGGAAAGAAAGAUACAUGCUCAUAUUUGUCUUUACCACUGGACGAAAUUGAAAAGAUUAAAUUGACUCACUCAUUGAGAAAUAGUCAAAACAAACUAUUAAAUUCAAACUAUCGAUUACCAGCAACAAAUAUCCUAACUACGUCAAGAAAUGAACCUUUUGAACCUGCAGGAGGUAAGAAGAUGAAAGUUGUCAACUCUUUGAGCAGCAGUGUUUUGGACUUUAAGUUUGAACUAGCCGAUUUGCCUGUCCUUAUACCCUCAAUUACUUACCCACCAUUGCAAUACAAUAAUCUUUCGAUGCAAGACUUUACCAAUGAAUUCAAGGUUAUGAACGACUUUGAUAGUGAUGAUUACACCACUGGCUCGCCAACUCAACUGUCAAAGAGAAACAUUUUACCUAACGGCUUUGAGCACCGAAUCACAUUUAAAGUCGUGAACCCGAGGGCAUUUAAACGCGUUGACUCAGCCCAUGCCGUGACCACAACAAAAGUUGUUUCUGACUAUAGUCUCCACUUGUUUAUUGGUAAAAACACGUUGUUUGAUUAUAUGAGUGACUUGUUUAUGGACAAGAUGUCUGAUCAGGGGUUAAGUUUGGCAGUGCAGUGCAUUGGUGAAGCUAUACUUUUGAAUCAUUUAAAGAACAAACCACCGUCAUCGAGAGCGGAAACUGAUAAGAAGCUAAUUGGGCGUCUUGAAAACCGUGUAAGGGAAUCUUUCAACAAAUGCUGCCAGAUGUUGGAAUCAAAAGUGGCCAAAAUCCAACAAACAAAAUGUGUAAACUAUAAUUACAAUAGCGCUGGUGGUGAUUUAGAGUUGGCAGCUUAUACUGGUAACUUUUUAACUUUUAAUUCAAUCAUUCUGAAGCAAGGCGUCAAGACGCAUUUUAAUACUAUGAAGUUACCAUUACUUGCAUACAACACUUAUUCUCGGUUGCAAGAGACGAUACCAAGUAAAAAGUUGUCGGUUGUUUCAUUGUUGAAGAAGAAUUUGCAGUAUAAUGUAAUAAGUGCCAAUGUCCCAUCAUACAAUCCACAAUUUUUAUUUGAAAUCGAAUCCAAUUUGAGAAGUCUUGAAUUCAUCUUCACGCCUGAGGUUUUGUUCAAAGUCAAGGUUGAUUCAUCGAUUCGGGCCGAAUUUGAGACUUUGAAAGCACAAUAUUCAUCCUUGAUGAAAUUCCUCAAGGAUAAAGUUUUGAACAUAAUUUUUGCCUUGCGUGAUGAAAGCAGUCUUUCAGUGUACCCCAUUGAUGCAAUUUAUGAUGUGUUGCUGACCUGGCAUGCAAUGUGCCCACCAGAAGCUUUGGUGUAUAAACCAAAGAUUAGUUCGUCGUUUUAUGACGAGUCAGUGUUUUUGAAAGAUUUAUCAACUACAUUAUACACCUAUUACAGUGCAAUUGCUGCUGCCUUGGAUGCGGUGUUCCCCUCAUGCAAGUAUCUUUUCAGUUUGAGUUUCAUACUUCCAGUAAGUCAAUGUUACAGCGAUAAGGAAACAUUGACGGUAUCGAAAUAUAACCCGUACACUAGGUCCUUCUUCAGUCAUAAAAUCGAUGAGUUGUUGCAACGUCACAUCAUCUAUGCAUCUCGGUUAUAUGCUUUCUUUAAGAGACGGUUUGUCUUUUAUCACAACAAUAUCAAGUGGUCAAAUUACUACGAUAAUGCUACAUUGAUUAAUAAUAGGCUGAAGAGUAGGAAACUAUCCAAUGCCACCGAAGUGGCUAUCAAGAGUUUCAAUACAACAUUAAUACGACCGGAGCAUUAUCCAAUUAGAGACAAAUCAGUUGAUCCAUCGAACGCUGUCAACAAUUACAUCAGCUUCACUCGUGAAGAUGACCCUUUAGUGAAAAACUUGUACGCUAGAAACAUUGAAACGUUGAAUAUCUUUGAUGAGACAUCAAUCUUGCAAUUUGAUUACGAGAGUAUGUUGUUGCUUAAGGAUUAUCGAUCAUUUGACGACGAGAGUGAAGUUAGUCGUGAAGUUUUAAGUGCGAAGGAUAUUCGUGAUCAUUAUGAAGAUAGAAUUACGAUAUUAGAUGAAGCAAGUAGGAAUUGGUAG
Lodderomyces margitis is the source of this 2178-nucleotide messenger RNA. RefSeq names its product Zn(II)2Cys6 transcription factor domain-containing protein. The record is from RefSeq and is a predicted model, not a curated record. The transcript has a single exon. Lineage: Eukaryota; Fungi; Ascomycota; Pichiomycetes; Serinales; Debaryomycetaceae. The coding region runs from base 1 to 2178 and encodes 725 amino acids. Gene Ontology annotation, molecular function: DNA-binding transcription factor activity, RNA polymerase II-specific; zinc ion binding. Gene Ontology annotation, biological process: regulation of transcription by RNA polymerase II.